Onychostruthus taczanowskii (white-rumped snowfinch) is the source of this 1440-nucleotide messenger RNA. RefSeq names its product exocyst complex component 1 like (gene EXOC1L). Bases 406 to 921 code for a protein of 171 amino acids. The transcript has 3 exons. The record is from RefSeq and is a predicted model, not a curated record. Lineage: Eukaryota; Metazoa; Chordata; Aves; Passeriformes; Passeridae.
UCUAGUGUGAUUGUUUUGCGUCCUCCUCCGCUCGUUGUCUCCUCCCCCCGGCCGGGUGACAGCUCGGGGGCCGGACGGCAGCUCCGGGUCUUGUCUCGGUGCCGGUACCGGUACCGGGCGCUGCGCCGGGAGCGCCCCGCUGGCGCACGGCGGGCGGGCGGGGGGGCGGGCGCGGGGGGGGGAGAUCCGCGCUCCGGCCUCUCCCGGCGCCGGCGGCCGAAGUUUUAACGGCGGCUGCUCGGGGGCGGAGUGGAAGUGUCCGGGAGGGAGCGGGGUCGGUGCCGGCCAUGGCUGCCCCGCGCCCCGCGGCCCCGCGCGGCCGGAGCGCAGCCCCCGCCCUGGUGCCCCGUGGCGGCUGCGGGGCGCGGGGGGCCGGAGCCCGGCGCUGAGCAGCUCCGCGGUGCGAUGUCCUCGCUGGUGAAGGAGGACCUGGAGAAGAGGCUCUUCGGCCCCCGGCGGCAGAGGCUGCACGAGUUCAUCGAGGUGGAGGGCGCGGGCGCCCAGCGCUACUACCUGUGCGCCGCAGUGACUAAAAGUAAAGAAGUAGAAAUAUGUAUGGUUAAACACUGGCGAGUGGACCGAGAGGAGAAAUAUGAAAUAGUUGAAAAGUGGUUUUUGAAAGAUCUGGAGAUGAUUGAUGGAAAAGAAGCAGAUGCAGAUAAUCCAUAUUUUGAUAUGCAUUUCCACAAAGUCUACAAUAUGGAAGCAUAUAGUUGUGCAUCUAAAUAUACCUUUGCUCGAACACUAAACAAACUGAAUGCCAUGUACCUUAAGAAGGACUUCAAGAUUGUGAACUUUGAUGACACCUACCUAAAUGAUGAUUCAAUCUGGUCAUCCAGCAAUAGAGAUUUCUUAGUAGUAAUGAGGGUUUGCUUCUAUGCUUCCAACCUUUUGUGUCUCUCCCUCUGUCGUUUGUCCUAAAGAUGUAUUUUCUAACAUUAAGGUGACUGGGUGACUUUCACUGACCAGCAUUUCAUAAACCAUCUGAUAAAAAAGUUACUGGCUGAUAUGCAGUGUCUCCUUUUUAAUUUUACAUGUAAGUAAAAAGUGGAACAUUUUACAUGAACAGUUGAUAAUUCAUUUAUGCAUAUUAGGAUGUCCUCAUUCUAGCAAAUACUUAUACAUACAAUAGACGGGAAACAUAGUGCCAGUAAUUAUCAUGGUCAGUGGUGGUUGCUUACGUAAGCAGAAUUCAGCAUUUGCUUAUAUGUUCAUGGAGGUAUAAGUUAUCUUUCAUUAAUAGCUUGAAAUACUUUUGCAGCAUUAAGAGCAUUAACAGUUAGUUUAUGUCUUGGAAGUAGGAAAAAAAAGCAAUCAGUUGAGUUCUGUAUGAGAAUGAUGCACAUUUCCAUUUCCAACUGUGUUGAAACACAGAACUCCAUUAAAGAGAUCAUAGCUACAUCCCUACAAGAAUCCAGUUCUCAUCCUGAUGAAUAGGAG